GCCAUAGAUAACAAAACGAGUAACAACCAUAGAUUAUGGAAAUAUAUACUAUCGUAUCUAUGAUGAGCAAGAAAUAAAUUUAAAGGGCAAGUAAAUACAGUAAAUUAUGUUUUUACAAGAAAAAAACUGUAUAGCAAUAAAAAGUGAAUUAUUUGAAGAUAAUUACAAUAUUGACGGAAUGUGUUGUUAUUCUGAUAAAGAAAGUGAUAGAAAAAACGAGCUUUUAAAUGUAGGCAUUAUAAAAGAAGUUAAUAUAAAAAAGGAAGUAGAAGAUAAUACAUUUAUAAGUGAAAUUGAGUUUGUUGACCGAAUGGUGCAUUUUGCUCAUGAAGAUAAUAGAAAAACCGAACUUUUACAAGCAGAUGAUAUAAUAAAAGAAACUAUUUUUUUAAAAAAGGAAGUACUAGAUAAUACAUUUGAAAGUAAAAUCGAGCUUAAUGUUAAUAACAAACCUCAGCUGUUGAAAUGUGAAAUUUGCGGACAGAGAUGUAAGAAAAAAAGUGAUUUGAUGCGUCAUGAGAUGGUACAUACAGGUGAACGUCCAUUUGAAUGUCCAAUUUGCGGCAAACGUUUCAUUAGAAAGUCGCACAUUAGCAGUCAUGAACGCGUUCAUACCGGAGAAAAACCAUACAAGUGUCAAGUGUGUCAGAAAAGGUUUCCCAAAAAAAAUAAUGUCAAUGUACAUAUGCGCGUUCAUACGGGAGAAAAACCAUUCAAAUGUGAAACAUGUGAACAGAGAUUUACUGAAAAAAGUGGUUUGAGGCGUCAUGAAAUGUUGCAUACUGGCGAACGUCCGUUUGAAUGUUCCGUUUGUGGCAAACGUUUCGUCAAAAACUCGAAUUUGACUAGUCACGUUCGUGUCCAUACCGGAGAGAAACCGUACGAGUGUCAAGUAUGUCAGAAAAAGUUUGCCGAAAAAUACUGUCUCGAUGGACAUAUGCGCAUUCAUACGGGGGAAAAACCAUACGAAUGUAAAAUUUGUUUGCGUAGAUUUUCGCAUAGAUCUUCUCUUAAAAAGCACAUGCUCACACAUACAUAAAACCAGGGACAAACGCAGAUGUUAAGCAAAAGUAUGCAUUUUUAGAUAAUAAUAGAAACAUUUUUCUAAUUAUUUAAGUUGCACUACAACAGUUCUGAACUAAAUAGGGAAAAUACUGCGACACCCAGUAGUAAAACGUUAAAGUACAAUUGUUAUUUUAGGAGCACUAAAAAAAAACCGAAAUAGUAUAUAUACAAUAAGUGAUGAUAUAAAAUUGUAUUCUUUUAAUUUCA
Agrilus planipennis (emerald ash borer) is the source of this 1272-nucleotide messenger RNA. RefSeq names its product oocyte zinc finger protein XlCOF19-like. Lineage: Eukaryota; Metazoa; Arthropoda; Insecta; Coleoptera; Buprestidae. The coding region runs from base 107 to 1039 and encodes 310 amino acids. The transcript is spliced from 3 exons. The record is from RefSeq and is a predicted model, not a curated record.